AUGAUGCUGAAAACAACUGAUAAUAUCCAAAAACGUGUCGAGACUGCUGGAUUGCAACGAGCGACGUUGAAUAAAAAGAAAGAAAAGGACGCUGUAUUCAAUUUGUUGGGGUUUCAACAACAGCAACAACAACAGCAACGACGACAACAACAACCACUGGUCAAACCACCCACUUCCUAUGUUCCAAAGAGCAAUGGCAAUGGCAAAUCGAGAACUUCAAAGGCUAGACUGAAGCCGCCUCCAUAUUAUCCACCCAAAUCCAAGAAACGCCCACGGCAAACCUUGGAAGACUUGUUGCGAGCCAAUGACAGGGUCAAGCCUAUUACACCUCCCAUGAUCCCAAAGGUCUUUUUGAUGGACAUGGGGAAAAAGAGGAAAAAGCAUCCAACGGUUACCGAUCAAUUUGAAAAUGCUGUGGAACCAAAACAAUACCUCGAAUAUGACAGACGAGAAAAUGAAGAGUUUUUGAUGAUGAGUCCAGUCUCCUCCGCACCCAAAGUUGGAAGUAACCUGCCCCCUGUAUCCAAAUAUCAGUUGCUCCUAGAGAAACAGGCCGAAGAAAGAAGGAAAAGUCUAGCAAGGUUAACAGCUUCCAGGUUAAAAGGACAGCUAUUUUCAGCCGUUCGCCCAGACAAUGAUGUGAACAAAAAGAGAUCCAGCGCUGCUGCUAACAAAGCAUCCAAAAAUUCUUUCUCCAAUACAAAGAAAUCGAACGGUGGAAUCUAUGAUGAUGUUGAGAUACCGACGAGUGAAGCCAAAAGACUCGCAGCUAGCAAAAUCCGAGCAGCAUCGAGGCAACCACCCCCAAAGGUGUCCAUUUAUAGUCCAUCCGCACAUUUUGCCAUUACUAUACCAUUGCACACGGCAGUGAAUGCCAAUACGGAACGAAUACCGGCCUUUUCUCCUGGAGUGGGACCACAUCAACAACGACGGCAACAACAACAGAAUCGCGUUGGCCCCAUAAAGUACGAAGACUUUCUUCCUCCGAAAGCAUGGCAAGAGAUUAAGAACGCUCCUGAAAUGCCACCCGUGGGGCCAGAUAUCCAAAAACUUGAUCCCAUCUUGCACGUCGGUCCACAUGAUGUCUUGUAUGGACGAGGAGGCUUUACCGGUAUAAAUCCGGGAAAUAAAAGGCUGCGGGAUUUGGUGGCAAAGUUUCGGAUGGCCUACUUUGCAGCCCCCAAGGGAGUCAAGGGAGAUUUGUCCAAAAAGGUUUUGAACUACAUUCGGUCCAAAGGAGGAAAGUUCCUAGGCAAGGAUGAUCGGACGUCUGCCUUGUGGUACGAGGUUGGAGAUGAAAAAGCCUUUGGUAAAUGUUCGCAGGCAUUGCGAGAUGGAAUACAAGAUCUUAUCAAGCAAGCAGACUGA
Cylindrotheca closterium is the source of this 1368-nucleotide messenger RNA. The record is from the annotation of a GenBank genome assembly. NCBI's taxonomy places the organism in Eukaryota, Bacillariophyta, Bacillariophyceae, Bacillariales, Bacillariaceae.